UCUCUCUCUCUCUCUAUACUGACUGGGGGGGGGGGGAAUGGAGUUUGUGGUCCUCACACGUCCUUCUCUCUUUUUCACCUUUUCCCCUGUUUUCUGCUUCUCUUCGCCUUUCGCUGAUCGAUUCUUCUCUUCCUUUGUCUCCCAAGGUCUUCGCUUUCCUAAGUUCUCCUCCUCCUCCUCCUCUUCCUGCUCUGUUUGUGAUUUCGACGAAUGGAGGCGAUGAGUAGCCGGUACGAAGGGAAGCGAGGGGUCAGGGAGAAGGCGAAGAAGGAAGUGGUUGCAGUGGUUGAGGAGGACCCAGAUGAUGAGGAGGAGGAGGAAGAAGCUCUGGGUUACGAGGAUGACAAGAAAAAGAAGCCGACGGUGGCUACUAGAAAGGGAUCCGGUGGAUGUGGUGGUGGUGGUGGGGUGUCGCCGCCUAGUUGCCAGGCUGAAAAGUGCAACGCUGAUCUGUCUGACGCUAGGAAGUAUCAUCGCCGUCACAAAGUCUGCGAGCUUCACUCCAAAGCUCCCGUUGUUCUUGUUGCUGGCCUUCGCCAGCGCUUCUGCCAGCAAUGCAGCAGGUUCCAUGAACUGUCAGAGUUUGAUGAGGCAAAGAGGAGCUGCCGGAGACGUUUGGCUGGACACAAUGAACGGCGAAGAAAAAAUUCAACUGACUCCCAAGGAGAAGGUUCUAGCCGCAAGGAAAACCAUUGUAGGCAGGCAGACCAAAGUGGGAGGAUCCCAAUAACCCUCCAAGGAAAUGCCUCCUAUAAACAUUUCCAGAUCAGAUAAGAUUAAUUGUUCAAUAUCAAGCAUGCUCUCUCUCUUCUGUCAUCUGAUGGCUUCCUUUGACAAGCUGGUACUAGAGUUCUUUGUUCCAAUGUAUUGAAAAUUUGUAUCUAAAUCAAAUGCAAAACCCAACAGCAGGGUCAUAUCCAUCUCAUGGUCAUGCCAAACUGCUGGUUAUGGCAUUAGGUAGAAACCGUUAGUCUCAGCUAGUUCUUUUAAAGUAGUGUUAAUGUGGUGACCUUAUGUCUGUUUAUCUACUUGUGCUUCUUUCUAACAAAAAUGAAUAUUUUCUAUUUUAUUA
This is a messenger RNA of Telopea speciosissima, 1072 nucleotides long. RefSeq names its product squamosa promoter-binding-like protein 3. NCBI's taxonomy places the organism in Eukaryota, Viridiplantae, Streptophyta, Magnoliopsida, Proteales, Proteaceae. Gene Ontology annotation, cellular component: nucleus. Bases 211 to 774 code for a protein of 187 amino acids. Gene Ontology annotation, molecular function: DNA binding. The record is from RefSeq and is a predicted model, not a curated record. The transcript is spliced from 2 exons.